Messenger RNA from Cyphellophora europaea CBS 101466, 630 nucleotides. RefSeq lists its product as uncharacterized. Gene Ontology annotation, molecular function: ferric-chelate reductase activity. The transcript is spliced from 2 exons. Gene Ontology annotation, cellular component: plasma membrane. Gene Ontology annotation, biological process: iron ion transport; copper ion import; intracellular iron ion homeostasis. The record is from RefSeq and is a predicted model, not a curated record. Lineage: Eukaryota; Fungi; Ascomycota; Eurotiomycetes; Chaetothyriales; Cyphellophoraceae. The coding region runs from base 1 to 630 and encodes 209 amino acids.
AUGGCAACUUUGGUGAUCAACGCGGCCAUCAUAGUCACCCAGAACGGUCUUCUUUCACACGGACGGUGCUUCGCCGCAGUCAAAUCGACUCAUGGGAUGAUUAAGGUCAGAUUAAAUCUUUCCAGACCCUUGACCGUGGAACCUGGACAGUAUAUCAAUCUCUGGAUUCCUUCCGCAAGCUUCUGGGCUUUUACGCAGGCACAUCCAUUUGUGGUCAUAUCUUGGGAGGAAGUCCCACAGACGGCAUUAGACCUUUUCAUCCAGCCGCGUCGUGGAUUUACAAGGAAUGUUGCUAGCCUGGCGAGUCCAACCGGUCAACCAAGUUCUUGGUGGGCCGUGUUCGGCGGCCCUUACGGGCAAAUUCUGGAGACGUAUGGAUUUGAAAAGGUCUUGAUGGUUGCCAACGGAGCUGGUAUUGCCGCGCAGAUCCCGUUCCUGCGAAAACUCAUUCAUGGCUACCACGCUCGUCAAGCGUUUACUCGUCGGGUCCACCUCGUAUGGCACAUUCACGAUAGGGAUAUCGGUAUUGCUGCAGAAACUAUGUUGAAUGAAGCUCUAGACGAAGACAAGCUAGCAAGUGGGGGAGUCAGUUGCUCCGUGCAUGUCUUGUUGAUCACUGACGUGGACUAG